AUGAGUGAAGCUCAGUUCAAGAAGGCCGUUGAGAUUAUCCGUAACCUGCCUAAGGACGGUCCGGCUAAGGUCAGCCAGUCUCAGCAGAUCAAGGUCUACGGUCUUUACAAGCAGGCUACGGAGGGUGACUGCAACAUCUCGCGCCCGGGUAUGCUCGACUUCACUGGCCGUGCCAAGUGGGAUGGCUGGAAUGCCGAGAAGGGCAAGUCGAAGGAGCAGGCGAUGAAGGACUACGUUGACGUGUUCAUGGAGAUCUUCAAGCCCCUGGAGGAUGAUGCCGAGUACGCCAAGUACAUCCAGGAGGUCCAGAACGCUGCCUAA
Malassezia pachydermatis is the source of this 321-nucleotide messenger RNA. RefSeq lists its product as hypothetical. The coding region runs from base 1 to 321 and encodes 106 amino acids. NCBI's taxonomy places the organism in Eukaryota, Fungi, Basidiomycota, Malasseziomycetes, Malasseziales, Malasseziaceae. The transcript is spliced from 5 exons. The record is from RefSeq and is a predicted model, not a curated record. Gene Ontology annotation, molecular function: fatty-acyl-CoA binding. Gene Ontology annotation, biological process: fatty acid metabolic process.